AUGUCUAUGAAGGAGUCGGAGGAGAGGUACUCAAUGAUCAAUUUGGAAGAGGAGAAUGAGGGUGGGAUAUCUUAUGACUCUGUUGAAAACGAUGGAUCAGGGGUGGAUACAAGGUGGUGCCUUGUUGGCCAUUUUUUAACAAAAAGAAUUAUUGAUUUUCAACAAAUGCAACAUAUGAUGGUUGCGUUUUGGCGACCUGGAAGGGGUAUGUAUGUAAAGGAGUUGGAAAACAAUCUCUAUCUAUUUCAAUUCUAUCAUGAAGUUGACAUAAGAAGGGUCAUCGAAGGGAGCCCUUGGACGUUUGAUAGGAUGCAAUUAGUUUUUGAAUGUUUGAAGGAGGGAGAUAAUCCGAGGCAAAUCACCUUGAACAGGCUUGACAUUUGGGUCCAGAUACAUGAUUUGCAACCAAGCCUCAUGUCUGAAAGGGUUGUUAAGGAUGUGGGGAAUAGUGUGGUUACGUUUGUUGAAUCUGAUCCGAAUAAUUUUACAGGGGUCAGGAGGGUCUAUCUUAGAGUGAGAGUUAAGCUUAAUAAUGAUAUUCCAAUCAAAAGGAGAAUGAAGAUCCGUAAAAGUGGCAGUGACUGGUUUUGGGUCACUUUCAAGUACGAAUACAUACCCACAUUUUGUUUUAUAUGUGGGAUCAUUGGUCACUCCAAGAGGUUUUGCGAUAAGCUGUUUGACACUCCAUUGGAGCAGAUUGUGAAGCCAUAUGGGGCCUGGAUGCGAGUAGCUUCUCGGCGACAGAACAAAAUGAUUGGAUCUAAAUGGCUGCGGUCGGGCUCUUCUUCUCAGGCGUCAUUCAUUGACGAUGGUCAUUCUGAUGGUGGUAACAGAGGAGUAAAUCUAAAUAUGGAAGGUGGUGUUAUGAGUGGGGAUUUGACCAGGCUAGAUUCGCGAGGAACAGGAAGGAUGGAAGGGAGCGGUAAUAGUGGGAUUGCUGGAGGUCAGAACUCAUUUAUGGAGGAGGAAAAUCAACGAUUGAGGAGGGAAGGUGGAACCCGUUUGAAUCAGGUAGAAGAUGAGGCAAAUAUUCCUAAUAUUGAGUUAACUAUUAAUGACCCUAAACGACGUCGUAUGAUUGAGGGAGGUGUUGUUGGGCCGAAUGAGGAUAUGGAGGGUGUUACGGGCCACGAAUCUAAUGGGCUUUCAAAAAAUGUGCAGCUAGCGGGUCCUGGGCUUGGGGCUCGCCUAUCUCAAUGA
Humulus lupulus (European hop) is the source of this 1200-nucleotide messenger RNA. RefSeq lists its product as uncharacterized. The transcript has a single exon. Bases 1 to 1200 code for a protein of 399 amino acids. The record is from RefSeq and is a predicted model, not a curated record. NCBI's taxonomy places the organism in Eukaryota, Viridiplantae, Streptophyta, Magnoliopsida, Rosales, Cannabaceae.